Molecule: messenger RNA, 1149 nt
Organism: Neurospora tetrasperma FGSC 2508
Lineage: Eukaryota; Fungi; Ascomycota; Sordariomycetes; Sordariales; Sordariaceae
Exons: 3
Coding region: 164-592 (142 amino acids)
Biological process (GO): fungal-type cell wall organization
Cellular component (GO): fungal-type cell wall
Molecular function (GO): structural constituent of cell wall
Source: RefSeq, a predicted model, not a curated record
UCACCCACAUCCACGCUCACUCCACACAUCUUGGCUUUUCAGUCAGUUCCAUUCGUUUUAAUAUCUCAGCUGCCGACGUUCGCCGUCCUCAACUUUUCCCCCUCAACGACGAACACACAACUCCUUCUCUGAGUACAUAAUCCCCACCAACAAAUCAGCCAAAAUGAAGUUCUCUGCUGCCGCCGUCCUUGCCGCUGCCGCUGGCGCCCACGCCUGGAGCAACGUGACCUACACCACCGAGAUUGUCACUGCCGUCACCACCUACUGCCCUGGCCCCACUGAGAUCACCCAUGGCGGCAACACUUACACCGUCACCGAGGCCACCACCCUGACCAUCUCUGACUGCCCUUGCACUGUCACCAAGCCCAUCAUCACCACCUCGUCAGUGAUCUGCCACAGCUGCACCGGCUACGUCAACUCUACCGUCCCUGCCCCCACCUCGGCCGGCUCCGUUGGCACUGGCAGCGCCCCCGCUGUCGUCACUCCCACCGUCAGCCCCUCCGAGGUCCCCACCGCUGGUGCUGGCAAGGCUGCUGCCCUCUCUGGCGCCGGUCUCGUUGGUGUUCUCGGUCUCGCUGCCAUCCUCCUCUAAUUUCCUGUCCAUGCGUGACAGCCAAGCGUUUCGACUUCCAUGUCUCAUGAUCCCUCGAUUCUCUUGAUCGGUAAUAGUUAAUACUGCCCCGCCAACUACCAUGUUUCGGCAUGACGUUGCGGCGCCAAGGGGGUUGCGCUUGGAGAACUCAAAUGGCUGUGGAGUUGGAUGUAUUAUGGAUGUGGAUUUAGAGAAGGGAGGAGAAAUUUAUUUUAAAGGAUACCCAGGGCUAAUGAUAACGGGGAACGCAGAGUCCCAAUUUUGUUUGGAUUCUGUGUUUGUAUGAACUUCUUAAGACUUUUGUUUUUUUGGGAAAGCAUUGGGAUUUGCACACACUUUCAACCUUUCUACCACCACCAUUUUUGCAUUACCUGAUAGAUGGCCUGGUCCGCGGUGUUGUUUCUCAUGUAUCCCUUUACAAAGUCUUGACAACGGCUCACAUGCACCCUUCUUCUUACCCUUGGUGGAAUUGUGUUCCAAUAGGGAGUUCAGUGGGCUCUCUCUGAUUGCAAACAAUACUAACACUCUUCCAUUCUGAACGAACUUGUUUGGCAUGA